CCUAAAACUUCCGUAACUCGUCCUUAUCAGCCUUUCCGCGAGCCACCACUCCUCCCGAGAGGCACGCCAAGCCAAAAGCAGUCACCAUGCAGCGCGCCACCGUCCUCUUCGCGUUCGUCUCUGUGCUCGUCUGUGGCGUGACAGCUGAGCCCCUGGCUGUUGACCCCGUGCAGCAGUUCAAGGACUUCCUGGGCGGAUUCGAGAAUGUCAAAGACUUCCUGGGAGGACUCGAUGUGACAAAAAACAUGGGUACGUGGAUGGGGUGUGGAGAACAACACACAGACACACGUACAGUGAGCCGUUGCCGCAUCUCUCGGUCUCGUGUGUGCACAGGGCAGGUCAAGAAGUUCCUCGAAGGACUGGAGGAGAACGUCAGCCUGGGUACGUACGCAUCCCCACACACGUAGCUGUAGCCGCAACACGCCUGUGCGUGCCGCAACUGCUUCUGCGAUUCAGGGAGCAUUAAGAAUGUGCGUGAGAAGGCCACUCUCGCCCUCGACAACUCGUUCAAGACCAUCAAGGCAAUCCAGACGCGCAGAGGGCCACAGGACGAGCCGCGCAAGCCGCGCAUGACUGCAGCGAGCGAGGAGGAGGAUGACCCGAUCAUCGACUUCAUCAACGACAUUCUCCAGGGCGUCGACGACCUGCUCAACGACCUCGAUGAGCAAUUGACGGACGACCAGAGGGAGCUGCUUUUGCAGAUCAGGGCGUUCUUCGUUGCGUUGCUAGCUGUCUUCAGCAUCAACAUCUAGGCAUGUGUGUGUAUUAUUUGUCUCGUUGUUGAUGUGGUGCGUGUGGGUGGGUGGGUGCGUGCGUGCAGUCAGGACAGUCGUGUGUGCGUGCCGUGCAUGGGUCUGAAUGUGGGUGCCUAAAGGAAGCGCCGGCAGGACGCGUGCAUGCUCGCAUACAUACAUACAUACGUACAUGGCAUGGUGGAAUGGGAGGGAUCUCAGAGAGACUUCGUUCGUUCGUGUGUGCUGUGCUCUAUGCGUUUAGGCGCGUGUGAGUAGGUUACAGAAGACAGACACAGCCAGCAGGCCGAAUCGGCCAGCCAGCCGGCCCUACCAUGUGAUGAUGACUUUUGGCGUACAUUUCUUGAGAAUUUCGACUGAUCGAACGGACUGGCUUUCGGUAGGUAUGUGUUACUUUUGGGUGGAGUUGACGACGUAUGCGGACGUAUGCGUGAGUGUGAUGGAUAUGUGUUGCAUUCGAAUGGACGGACACACCUGAAGGGAUGAACUCUGAGACACAAAUGUAUAUGACGACAAACCCACACACAGCCC
Molecule: messenger RNA, 1283 nt
Organism: Vitrella brassicaformis
Lineage: Eukaryota; Vitrellaceae
Source: the annotation of a GenBank genome assembly